Nezara viridula (southern green stink bug) is the source of this 282-nucleotide messenger RNA. NCBI's taxonomy places the organism in Eukaryota, Metazoa, Arthropoda, Insecta, Hemiptera, Pentatomidae. The record is from the annotation of a GenBank genome assembly.
AUGGAUAUCUCUAAUCCCUACAUAACAAGUUUUUGGAAAUUUCUUGUUCAUUCCCACAGUAAAGAGGAAUUAAAACAAAUCAAUAAUUACCUGACAGUUUUUCUAGCAUUAUCUACAUCAAAUUGCAGAGAAGAAAAUGGCCAAUCUAUCUACAAGUGUCGCGGUUGCCCCAAAUCUUAUUCUACAGUUCUGGAAAUAAUCAAGCAUCUGCAUAUCGUUCAUUCAUCAGAACUAUAUGAGACCUGUAAAAGUGACAAACAAGUACUUGAUCUGACUGAAUGA